Messenger RNA from Colletotrichum aenigma, 2322 nucleotides. RefSeq lists its product as uncharacterized. The coding region runs from base 1 to 2322 and encodes 773 amino acids. NCBI's taxonomy places the organism in Eukaryota, Fungi, Ascomycota, Sordariomycetes, Glomerellales, Glomerellaceae. The record is from RefSeq and is a predicted model, not a curated record. The transcript has 2 exons.
AUGAAGCAGAAGGACAAGUAUAAAGGGCGUCAUGUCUCCGGUGUCAACAUCCAUUGUCAGCAGAGAAAAAUCAAUCGUGCCAAGCUGCUCAAAAUGCGGGCUUUUCAAGUCUUUCAAUUCAUAUCCUGCCUCUCGGCAGUGGCUGUCCCUGCUUUAGCAUACAACACAACGGCCCCUGAGGGCUUGAAAAUUACCGACACUUUCACCCUCGAUGGCAUGUCUUGGACUGUCUACGAGGACUUGCUGGAGCCCGGAGGCGACAUUGUUAUGGUACCCGACACCGGAUUGACAAAGCGAUUUGCAACGCGACUUGAGGCUACCAAAACUGGGGCCGAUUCAACUGUGCCUCUUUUCAUGGGCAUGAACCCGGCCGAAGUCAACCAAGCACCGAAUGACCUCCUUGCCGACGCGCUGCUCAAAGACGGGGAGCCUGAUGAGGCUGCUGUCCGAGACGUCCUGCCGUUCCCCAACAUCGCGGGCUGGGACACCUUCCUCGGCAACAUCCAAGCCAACGAUACCCUGACCGUGCGAGCGGACGCAAGAACCUGGAACUACUUUCCGCUGGACUUCCAAGAGAAAGACAUCCUUGGAAAUCCGGAGUAUAACAAUUGGACUUAUGACGGCCUGCUGGGCAGCUGGCGGCCAGGCUCUCGCAAGGUCUUCCGCCACGGACACGACGGCCAGGACUGGGCCGAAUCCAUCGCCUUUGCUGAUGUCGACUCUAACGAGCCCAUUAUCGUUCAUGUUUACCGCGUCUUUGCAUACGACUAUCCCGAAGACCUGCCCGCACGCCCGAAGCCCUCUUCUGCCGAUUUCUAUCGCGCGCUGCUACGCUUUGGCACAUAUUGGGAAGAGCGCCUCGCUGAUGUUAUCGAACUUAACCUGCCUGACUCCAGCUGGGCCGACCUGACCAAACACGCCUUUGGAAUAGAACUCGUGCAGCGGUACGGCGACGGGGUGUACCCGAAAUACGGCGCCUACGACCGUCCUAAUGUCGGCUCUGAGAUUGACGACUUUCAAGAUACCUUCACCAAUUCGCUUUACGCUAACCUCCUAUGCGGUCGCUUUGACCAAGCUCGCGCUGUUACCGAAAACUACCUGCGCGACUUCGUGUCGGACACGGGCGAUAUUGAUAUGCGCGGCGGCGAGAUACCUCAGUAUGGUAAGUCCUUGUCGUUUUUGACAAUGCAUGUCGAUUACACGGGCGACACAGCUUUGCUGGAAACCUAUCGCGACAAGAUUCUGGCGUGGGUUAACAUCAUCACGACCCGUCACGAUGAGAGUCUAGAACUGGACCCCUCUGAUCCUUUCUACGGCCUGAUCCACGGAUGGAGUGAAUCCGACUCCGUCAUAGUCCAUCCUAAGUACUACAACCUGCCUCACUUCAACAAUCAACCCUACGCGGUUCGAGGCUUGCGGGAUCUGAGCCGUCUGGAGAUGUUCUCCGAGUACGCUGCCGACUGGACCAACCGCGCCGAAGUGAUGCUCAACCAGACCGUCGCCAGCAUCAAAUCGUCCACUUGGCAGGACACGAACCCGCCCUACGUCCCCCCGCUACCGAACCAAAACCUCACCGCAAUCGACUCCCUUGCCACGGAGUGGCCGUCAAUGAAUAGAUGGGCUCAUCGCGCCCUCGCAGAGCUCCUCCAGGCCGCCGUCUUGCCCGUCGAGCUCGUAAACACAGUCAUCGACUCCAUGAAAGCCAACCACUUCACCUCCAUGGGGCUCCUGGCCAAUCUCCUCGUCCGCAAGCCGGAGAGCCGCGACAUCCUGGGCUUCAUCGGCUCCGGCUACGCCCUGGGCCUGCUCCUGGCCAACCGUACCGACGAGUUCGUCCUCUUCCUGUACGCCCUCCGUUACUACAUCCACAACCGCGGCAACUGGAUCGCCGGCGAGGUCAUGUACACCAACGGCGCCGGCGGGCUGUACUGCCAGCCUGCCGCCUUCGACAUGCCCGUGGUCAUGCGCGCCGCGCUCGUCCUGGAGCAUCCCGACGACAACGUCUUGUACCUCGCCCGCGGGCUGCCGCGCGCCUGGGUCGCGACGGGUGACCCGGUCAGCAUCCGCGGAGCGCCAACGCGCUGGGGGCGUGUGGACUUCAGCACCUUCGCCGACAUCGCGGCUCGGACAGUCACUGCGGAGGUCUCGUUUCUCGGUGGGAGCGUUCUUUCUGAGGUCCGCGUCAAGUUGUGCGUCCCGGCUGGGGAAAACCUCGGGAACGUGACUAUCAACGGCGCUCCCGCAGAUGAGGUGAUAGGAGAAGAAGUUGUGCUGCGGAUAGGCGCUGACUUGAAGAACGUGACCGUUCUUGGAAACUUGUAG